Messenger RNA from Mollisia scopiformis, 858 nucleotides. RefSeq lists its product as uncharacterized. NCBI's taxonomy places the organism in Eukaryota, Fungi, Ascomycota, Leotiomycetes, Helotiales, Mollisiaceae. The transcript has a single exon. Bases 1 to 858 code for a protein of 285 amino acids. The record is from RefSeq and is a predicted model, not a curated record.
AUGUCUCCACCUCUCAACAAUACAUCCAAGUUCCCUAAUACUUCUUACAUCACCAACGAAAAGAUCCAUCGCAAAGCUGGAGCCAACGCUGAGGUUUCGAUUUCGAUUGACGGCAUUGUGCGCAAUGAAGUCGUCGACUACACUCAAGUCUACAGCAACGGAAGAACUCUUCCUUUCCGAUCUGCCAGAUACGAUUCCUCCUCUUACGAGUUCGUUACCGACCUCUUCAAGAACAUGGAUCGCGAUACCAGGGAGGAGUAUCUGAAGAACCAUUGCUUCGAAUUGGUCGUCGACGAGCGCAGUUUCCGCCACGGUCACGACGAGCGAGACUUCUUCGAGCAAUUAUUCCGCAUGAAGCCUACCCUUUCACUUAUUCAAAGAUUGAAGGUCAAGAUCAUCGUUCCUCUCGGUGGAUGCCCAAUUUUGUCAGACCAGAAUUACGCCGAGUCUCCAACUCGUGCAUUCCUGAUCGGCGUCGCCAAUGAAAUUAAUUACUUUCACUCUCUGAAGCGGCUCGAUGUUGUCUUAGCUCUAUCCAAGAAUUUCGAGAAUUAUGAAUUCUGGGACUUAAUGGUCUAUGCCCUGCCCUUCUGUACCUUGAAGAACUUUCCACCCUGGAGAUUGAUGCAUCAGGAUCCAGGUAUGUUUCCGCCAGAGAAAGUGAGAGGAAGUUAUGUCAAGAGAGUCAAUGAGAAGGCCGCACAGCUCGAGAAGCGCAAGAGACAGGCGGUCAAAGCUAAGCUGGAUGCGGAAGAUGCUAUUGCUAAUGCUUCACGCAUUAUUCCCAGCGCCUUUCACAAGGAGACGAAGGAGAACAAGGAGGUGACGAAGAAAGUGACUUGGGUAGGACUACUCUGA